Xylona heveae TC161 is the source of this 1366-nucleotide messenger RNA. RefSeq names its product P-loop containing nucleoside triphosphate hydrolase protein. Gene Ontology annotation, cellular component: mitochondrion. Gene Ontology annotation, molecular function: GTP binding; GTPase activity. Bases 133 to 1239 code for a protein of 368 amino acids. Lineage: Eukaryota; Fungi; Ascomycota; Xylonomycetes; Xylonales; Xylonaceae. The transcript is spliced from 2 exons. The record is from RefSeq and is a predicted model, not a curated record.
GUCCGACUCCAACCGUCAUAAGUUAUCAAAAACGACUUUUGCCAAAUAACAAUCCUACUCAUUAUAGCCUUUACGUACGAUGAUUAGCCCUCACUAUCCUGAGAUUUGCAUAUUCAGUACAUAGAGCUCGAAAUGGCCGGGAUGUCCUUCAUCCCGCGGACGGUGUUUCCGCAUCUCGACUCUCUUCCGCGAUCCUAUUUCCUCGGCCAUCACCGCGCGGGACUGUCCAAGAUGAAAUCAAUGCUGUCCUCCAUCGACCUUGUCAUUGAAUGCCGCGACUAUCGCGUGCCCGUGACUUCGCGCAAUCCGUUAUUCGAAGAAAGCCUUGCCGGGCGAGAGCGAGUUGUCGUCUACACGAAGCGGGAUCUGGCUUUUAACGGAAACCCAGAAGACAGAAAGCGCGAAGACAUUAUCCGCCAAUGGCACGCCCCUUCCAAAGUCUUGUUCUGCAACCACCACUCGAAGCGCGACGUGCGCAAAGUCCUCGACUUCACCAAACAAUUCGCCAUCGACUACGCCUCGGACUCUCUUUUGGGAUCUCGCAUGAUGGUCGUCGGCAUGCCUAAUGUCGGGAAAUCGUCCCUGCUCAAUGCGCUGCGCAAAGAAGGGACGGGCAAGGGCCGCAAAGUCGCACAUACCGGCGCGCAGCCCGGCGUGACGCGGAAAAUUGGAACGAGCGUCAAAAUCGUCGAACCAUCGCGGGAUCCUUCCUCUACCUCCCUUUCUCCCUCGUCAUCUGGGUCCUCCUCCGCAUCCUCCAGCGCAAUCCACGAAGGCGUAUACCUCCUCGACACCCCCGGCGUGUUCAUGCCGUACGUUCCCGACGCCGAAUCGAUGCUCAAGUUGGCGUUAUGCGGCAGCGUCAAAGACACAAUCAUCCCUCCGACUACGCUCGUCGAUUAUUUGCUUUUCCACCUCAACUUAAUAUCUCCCGCUCUGUACGCAGACUACCACCCGCCGACCAACGAUGUUAUGGUCCUCUUGGACGCGGUGGCGCGCAAAACGGGGAGAUUGCAAAAGGGAGGCAUACCCGAUAUCGAAGGCGCAGCGCUCUGGACCAUUCAGCGCUGGAGAGCGGGACAUUUGGGACGGUUCCUUCUGGACCAAGUCACCCCCGACGCGCUCGAGCGGAGAAAACAUGCAGACGAGGCACUCGGAAUGGUGAGCAUGAACCAGGCGCGAAAAGCAGACAAGGAGGCCAGAAAGGCGAGGCAGAGGUUGAAGUUUGCGGGAGAGUAACUGCAUAGUGGGGAUUAUACAAUUGGGACACUUUCAUGGUCUGGAGUUGUUGUACAAAAGUCUGAACUCGCUUUUGUAUUAUUCAUAAUUCUGGAUUGCUCCCCGCCUUUUUUUUUUUUUUUUUUUU